AAUUAGGAAAUUACCCUCGCCAUUUUGACGUAGUGGCCUCUGUCGUCCGUGAGUUACCCUGACCCCUCCUCGUCAGUUUGCCCGCCGCGGCGCCGCCGCCGCCGCCGCCGAUCCCCAUCCAUCCCGCGAGCGAGCAGGGCGCCGUCGUUCGUCCUGCUGCAUCCGCCGCAUCCUGUAAACAUGAACCCUUUAAAGAGGUCAUUGGAAUCAUCUUCUCAGGAACAUGAAGCAGGCAAACAGAAACUGCAGAAGAGAGAGUGUCAAGAUUUCACUCCCAGAAGAUAUCAGCUUGAUGUCUAUGAGGUUGCAAUGCGGAGAAACACGAUUGCGAUGCUUGACACAGGAGCCGGGAAGACAAUGAUUGCUGUGAUGCUUAUCAAGGAGUUCGGAAAGAUAAACAGAACAAAGAAUGCUGGAAAAGUCAUCAUAUUUCUUGCACCAACAGUUCAACUUGUUACACAGCAAUGCGAGGUGAUUGAAAUCCACACAGAUUUUGAGGUAGAACAAUACUAUGGUGCAAAGGGGGUUGAUCAAUGGACAGGUCCUAGAUGGCAAGAGCAAAUCUCAAAAUACCAGGUCAUGGUCAUGACACCACAGGUGUUCCUACAAGCUUUACGCAAUGCUUUCUUAAUCUUGGACAUGGUUAGUCUCAUGAUAUUUGAUGAAUGCCAUCAUGCAACUGGAAACCACCCUUAUACAAGAAUAAUGAAGGAGUUCUAUCACAAAUCAGAACAUAAGCCAAGUGUGUUUGGUAUGACAGCAUCACCUGUUAUAAGAAAAGGUAUCUCUUCUCAUUUGGAUUGUGAAGGUCAGUUCUGUGAAUUGGAGAACCUGUUAGAUGCUAAGAUCUACACAGUUUCAGAUAGAGAAGAGAUAGAGUUUUGUGUUCCUUCUGCAAAAGAAAUGUGCAGGUACUAUGACUCGAAACCAGUUUGUUUUGAAGAUUUGAGUGAAGAAUUGGGAGUUUUAUGUUCCAAGUAUGAUGCAUUGAUAACAGAGUUGCAGAAUAAGCGAAGCGACAUGUAUAAAGAUGCUGAUGAUAUAACAAAAGAAUCAAAGAGACGCCUUUCUAAAUCUAUAGCAAAAAUUUGCUACUGCCUUGAUGAUGUUGGUCUUAUUUGUGCAAGUGAGGCCACAAAAAUCUGCAUUGAAAGGGGCCAGGAGAAAGGUUGGCUGAAGGAAGUAGUUGAUGCCACAGAUCAGCAAACUGAUGCAAAUGGAUCACGCCUAUUUGCAGAAAAUUCAGCGCUUCAUAUGAAGUUCUUUGAGGAAGCCUUGCAUUUAAUUGACAAACGCCUCCAACAAGGUAUCGACAUGCUUCUAAACUCAGAAAGUGGAUGUGUUGAAGCAGCAAAGACGGGCUAUAUUUCCCCAAAGCUCUAUGAACUCAUCCAGAUCUUUCACUCUUUUAGUAACUCUCGUCAUGCUCGAUGCCUCAUUUUUGUUGAUCGAAAGAUCACUGCUAGAGUCAUUGACCGGAUGAUUAAGAAAAUUGGCCACCUUGCACAUUUCACAGUUUCUUUUCUUACUGGAGGGAGAUCUUCGGUGGAUGCUCUGACACCCAAAAUGCAGAAGGAUACAUUGGAUUCAUUUCGCUCUGGAAAGGUGAACUUACUAUUUACUACAGAUGUUGCUGAAGAGGGUAUCCAUGUCCCAGAAUGCUCUUGUGUAAUACGAUUUGAUUUGCCAAGGACAACACGUAGCUAUGUGCAGUCACGUGGACGAGCACGCCAGGAAGACUCUCAGUACAUUCUCAUGAUUGAACGGGGGAACGUGAAGCAAAAUGAUUUGAUAUCUGCAAUUGUGAGAAGUGAGACUUCAAUGGUUAAGAUUGCUUCAAGCAGAGAGUCUGGAAAUCUGUCGCCUGGUUUUGUUCCCAAUGAAGAAAUAAACGAAUACCAUGUAGGCACAACAGGAGCGAAAGUAACUGCUGAUUCAAGCAUCAGUAUUGUCUACCGAUACUGUGAGAAGCUUCCGCAGGAUAAGUGCUACUCCCCAAAACCUACAUUUGAGUUCACUCAUCAUGAUGAUGGAUAUGUGUGUACAUUAGCAUUACCACCAAGUGCUGUGCUUCAAAUUCUGGUGGGCCCAAAAGCAAGAAACAUGCACAAAGCAAAACAGCUCGUUUGCCUUGAUGCAUGUAAGAAGUUGCAUGAGCUAGGAGCACUUGAUGACCACCUUUGUCUAUCUGUUGAAGAUCCAGUUCCAGAAAUUGUAAGCAAAAAUAAGGGUACUGGUAUAGGUACAACCAAACGGAAGGAGCUACAUGGUACAACAAGAAUUCAUGCUUGGUCUGGCAAUUGGGUGUCAAAGAAAACUGCACUCAAGCUUCAAAGCUACAAAAUGAAUUUUGUUUGUGACCAAGCUGGUCAGAUUUACUCUGAAUUUGUUCUGUUAAUUGAUGCAACUUUACCGGAUGAAGUCGCUACUUUGGAGAUUGACCUAUAUUUGCACGACAAGAUGGUCAAAACUUCAGUUUCUUCUUGUGGACUUCUUGAGUUGGAUGCUCAACAGAUGGAACAAGCAAAGUUGUUUCAAGGGCUUCUCUUCAAUGGUUUGUUUGGAAAGCUGUUUACUAGAUCAAAAGUACCUAAUGCUCCGAGGGAAUUCAUUCUUAAUAAAGAGGAUACAUUUGUGUGGAACACUGCGAGUGUAUAUUUGCUUUUACCAACAAAUCCUUCUUUUGACUCCAACGUUUGUAUUAAUUGGAGUGUCAUUGAUGCGGCAGCUACGGCAGUUAAACUUAUGAGAAGGAUUUAUUCUGAGAAUAAAAGAGAAUUACUUGGAAUAUUUGAUUCUGACCAAAAUGUUGGAGAUUUAAUUCAUUUAGCUAACAAGUCGUGUAAGGCUAACAGCCUCAAAGAUAUGGUAGUUCUAGCAGUUCACACUGGGAAGAUAUAUACUGCUCUUGAUAUUACUGAAUUAUCUGGCGAUAGCGCUUUUGAUGGUGCAUCUGAUAAGAAAGAAUGUAAAUUCCGGACAUUCGCAGAAUAUUUCAAAAAGAAGUAUGGCAUAGUACUUCGCCACCCCUCACAGCCACUACUAGUUUUGAAGCCUAGUCAUAAUCCUCACAACCUUCUUUCCUCGAAGUUCAGGGAUGAAGGUAAUGUUGUGGAGAAUAUGAGUAAUGGCACACCAGUUGUAAAUAAAACAAGCAACCGUGUCCACAUGCCUCCUGAGUUGCUGAUUCCCCUUGAUUUACCUGUGGAAAUUUUGAGAUCAUUCUAUUUGUUUCCGGCUUUGAUGUAUCGGAUUGAGUCAUUAACGUUAGCUAGUCAACUAAGAAGUGAAAUUGGAUACAGCGAUUCUAAUAUAUCAAGUUUCCUGAUUCUGGAAGCUAUUACAACGCUUAGGUGCUCUGAGGAUUUCUCUAUGGAGCGUCUAGAAUUAUUGGGAGACUCUGUAUUGAAGUAUGCAGUGAGUUGUCAUCUUUUCCUGAAAUUUCCUAAUAAGGAUGAGGGGCAGCUAUCAUCCAUAAGGUGCCAUAUGAUUUGUAAUGCCACACUUUAUAAGCUUGGAAUUGAACGCAAUGUACAGGGUUACGUACGUGAUGCUGCAUUUGAUCCUCGUCGAUGGCUAGCACCAGGACAGCUCUCUAUUCGUCCAUCUCCUUGUGAAUGCCCUGUAAAAUCUGAGGUUGUAACUGACGAUAUUCAUAUCAUUGAUGACAAGGCUAUUGUUCUAGGCAAGGCGUGUGACAAGGGACACAGAUGGAUGUGUUCCAAAACCAUUGCUGAUUGUGUUGAGGCUAUUAUUGGGGCAUAUUAUGCAGGGGGUGGUUUAAGAGCAGCCAUGGCAGUUCUCAAAUGGUUGGGCAUCGGGGCUGAAAUUGAAGAAGACUUGAUUGUGCAGGCCAUAUUGAGUGCUUCUGUGCAGACUUAUCUUCCAAAAGACAAUGUAUUUGAAAUGCUUGAAGCAAAACUAGGCUAUUCUUUCUCGGUGAAAGGUCUUUUGGUAGAGGCUCUGACUCACCCAUCACAGCAGGAGUUAGGUGCAAAAUACUGCUACGAGCGCCUAGAGUUCCUCGGUGAUGCGGUCUUAGACAUUCUGUUAACAAGAUAUCUUUUCAAUAGUCAUAAAGACACUAAUGAGGGGGAGUUGACAGACUUACGUUCUGCAUCAGUCAAUAAUGAAAACUUUGCACAAGUUGCAGUAAAGCACAACUUCCAUCACUUUCUCCAGCAUUCUUCUGGGCUUCUGUUAGACCAAAUUACUGAAUAUGUGAAUAGGUUGGAAGGUUCAUCCAUGGACAAAGUUGAACUGUUAUCAGAUGGACUCCCAAAAGGGCCUAAAGUCCUUGGUGAUAUUGUAGAAAGUAUUGCAGGUGCAAUUCUUUUAGACACCAAACUUGAUUUGGAUGUAGUCUGGGGUAUUUUUGAACCCCUUCUUUCCCCAAUUGUCACACCUGAGAAUCUGGAGUUACCUCCAUACAGAGAGCUUAUCGAAUGGUGUGGCAAACAUGGGUAUUUUGUAGGAAUUAACUGUAGAGAUCAAGGAGACACAGUAGUGGCUACUCUUGAUGUACAGCUCAAAGAGGUGCUUCUUGUGAGGCAAGGUUUUAGCAAGAAAAGAAAAGAUGCGAAAGCGCAUGCAUCUUCCUUACUGCUCAAAGAUCUCGAGGAAAAAGGACUAAUAAUCCCAAAGAAUGCAAGCAAGACAGAACAAUUUGAAAAGCAUUGUGGCAGCACUAAUCCCUUCAACAAUUUGCAUGUCGAUGCAAUGGAUACACAGACUCCAAAACCAACCAAGGAAAAAAACGCAGCUGAUUCAAGGAACAUUUCUGAUCCCCUGCUUGGUAAACCAUUGCACGUGAUUGUGAAAACGAGUAAAGGAGGACCACGCAUUGCAUUAUAUGAGUUGUGUAAAAAGUUGCAAUGGCCAAUGCCUACAAUGGAAUCUGAGAAAGUACAACCAAGCUUUAGCAGCGUGUGCUCCUCCCCUGGUGGUUCCUCUCAGAAAGCUACCCCCCAAGCGUUCGCUUUCGCUUCAACCAUUACAUUGCAUAUACCAAAUGCUGAUGUGAUCAGCCUCACAGGAGAUGGCCGUGCAGAUAAGAAGAGCUCACAGGAUUCUGCUGCCCUGUUCUUGCUCUAUGAGCUUCAGCGGCGAGGUACUUUGCAACUCCAGGAGGUGUGAAGGAACGACAACUGAUUGCUUGCCAACCAGUUGCUUGGAAGUUGGAAUAAUAGACCAACCAGUUGCUUGCCACCACUCAGCUUUGUACAUCUUCUCCAGUGUUCACCUUCUGAAUUAUGAUAAGAGGGUACCCAAAGAAUGGAGAACAGCUGACCUGGUUCUGGUGUGUGUCAGUUGUUAUGUGUGUUUGUCCAUAUGUUAUCUGCGUAGAAACUGAAUAAGCCCCCAAAGUUGUUGCUGACGAUAAACACGCAAAUAUCAUGCCCCUGUAGCCUGUAGGUGUUAAACCAAUUGUUCAAGGAUAAAAAGAGAGACCAUUUUCAAAUCAUGUUUCCUUGUUCUAUUAUUACAUAAACAUACCGGACUUUUUUUCUUAUAAAAACUACUCCAGUAAACAUUUGAUCA
Molecule: messenger RNA, 5541 nt
Organism: Oryza sativa Japonica Group (Japanese rice)
Lineage: Eukaryota; Viridiplantae; Streptophyta; Magnoliopsida; Poales; Poaceae
Product: endoribonuclease Dicer homolog 3a-like
Biological process (GO): siRNA processing
Cellular component (GO): nucleus; cytoplasm
Molecular function (GO): ribonuclease III activity; RNA binding; ATP binding
Source: RefSeq, a predicted model, not a curated record